Phytophthora nicotianae INRA-310 is the source of this 1819-nucleotide messenger RNA. RefSeq lists its product as hypothetical. Gene Ontology annotation, molecular function: protein serine/threonine phosphatase activity; protein binding. Gene Ontology annotation, cellular component: cytosol; nucleus. The coding region runs from base 516 to 1649 and encodes 377 amino acids. The record is from RefSeq and is a predicted model, not a curated record. The transcript is spliced from 2 exons. NCBI's taxonomy places the organism in Eukaryota, Oomycota, Peronosporomycetes, Peronosporales, Peronosporaceae.
UCCACGUCUGAUAUCAUGACAUAUGAUAGGAGAAAUGACGAAUGAGAGGAAUUUUUGUCCCUAGGGCCAUUUCUGAGAGCACUCAAGCCAAGGAAGCGAUGGCCACCAUCAGCGUGACGGAGGGCGCACCCCACGCCGUGUCCGACGAGACGCGCGCGCGUGCUGACGCGCUUAAGGUGCAGGGCAACGAGGCACUAGCAAACUUUAAGUUCGCGCAGGCUGUGGAGCUGUACACGAAGGCUAUCGAGCUGGUGCCCACCGCGAUCUUUUACGCCAACCGUGCAGCCGCACACGUCAAGAGCGAGAGCUAUGGCUUGGCUAUCGACGACUCGUCGGCCGCUAUUGAGCUAGAGCCCAGCUACAUCAAAGGUUUGGAGAUGUUGCGAUGCGAUUGGCUGUAAUUACGGAAGCUAACGCUGUUGUAACUGCGCACAGCGUACUACCGCCGCGGCUCGGCGCAACUUGCGCUUGGCCACCACAAGAAGGCAGUCAAAGAUUUCCGUCUCGUGGUGCGCAUGAAGCCUCAGGACCGUGAUGCACGCACCAAGCUCAAGCUCUGCGAGAAAAUCAUCAAAGAGGCGGCGUUUGCGGCUGCCAUCCAAUCAGAGCGCAACUUGCCGCUCUCGGAGACCAUCGACGUCAACUCGCUGGUCGUAGAUCCGUCGUAUGAUGGCCCAUGCCUUCCAGAGGACGUGUCAAAGACCAAACCCGAUUUUAUUGUGGCUCUGAUGGACCGCUUUAAGCGCGGCAAGCUCCUGCACCGCAAGUUCGUGAUCCAGAUCCUUCUCAAGCUCAAGGAGAUGUUGUGCGCCCUCCCGUCACUGCUGCGUGUUUCUCUGCCGGCAGACGAUCCGGACGCACACUUUACUGUGUGUGGAGACACCCAUGGCCAGUUCUAUGACGUGUGCAAUAUUUUCUCUCUGAACGGGCUGCCGAGCGAAAGCAACCCGUAUUUAUUCAAUGGUGACUUCGUUGAUCGUGGUUCGUUCUCGUUCGAGGUGGUUAUGACGCUCUUCGCUAUGAAGCUCGUGUAUCCGCAGCAUGUGCAUCUGCUACGUGGUAACCACGAGUCCAAGAACAUGAACAAGAUUUACGGCUUUGAGGGCGAAGUGAAGCACAAAUACGACGAGACAGUCAUGCAGCUCUUUACCGAGGUGUUCAACUGGCUGCCUCUUGCAGCUGUGAUUGAAAACAAGGUGCUGGUGGUGCACGGCGGUCUUUUCAGUGAAGAGAACGUGACGCUGGCUGAUAUCGAGAAGAUCGACCGCAACCGUGAACCUCCUGAGAGCGGACUCAUGAGCGAUUUGAUGUGGAGCGACCCGCAGCCAUUCCCGGGUCGUGGUCCCAGUAAACGCGGCAUCGGUCUGUCUUUCGGUCCCGAUGUUACGAAGGCUUUCUUGGAGCUGAACAACCUCGACUUGUUGGUGCGCUCACACGAAGUCAAGGACGAAGGUUACUUAGUAGAGCACGACGGAAAGUGCAUCACUGUUUUCAGCGCACCGAACUACUGCGACCAGAUGGGCAACAAGGGCGCGUUCAUUCGCUUUGAGAGGGACAUGCAGCCCCGAUUCACGCAAUUCGUCGCAGUGGUACGAUCGUCUUGGCUAUUCUGUAUCAAGGAAUGCGUUUCUUACAUUGAUAUUAUGUAAUUUCUAUAGGAGCACCCCCCGAUUCGACCGAUGGCAUAUGCCGGUAACAUGGGCGGUAUGUUUGGCUAGACUAAUGCAAAUAUACGCAGACGUCUAGAUACAGCGAGUAGCAAGCAGUUCAACAGACUAAUGCAUGUUCUAAUGAACGAUAGUACGGUCUAUCCUCUAUA